GUUUUGCAUGUCAACAUAGGUCAAACCAUGUAGAGUUUUUUUCAUUUCCGUUCGUGCCAAAUUAAGCAUGUUGAGGUGACUGUAUUGAUACGAUACUGAUGAGAAUGACAAUGACGAAUUUUAGUGUUGAAAUUCCAUCCCUGAUCAUCACUGUCUGGAUGGUUCUACUUGUCAGCUCCUCGCUUGGUACAAGAGCUCAAGAGAGACUACAGUCCAAAUACCACCGCAAAAGACACCUUCUCCAGCUUGGCAACAUGAUGAUGUGCGCUACCGGGCGGGUUCCGUCUGACUACCUGGACUACGGCUGCUUCUGUGGGCCCGGCGGGGACAUGAAAUACGCCGCUAUGGAUGACACAGACCAGUGCUGCAGAGACCAUGACAAGUGUUAUGACGACCUGACGCGUCGUUGCCCCGGUUAUCUGUUUGGACUCAUCCCGUUCCCGUACCUCGCCAUCUACAGUUACCAGUACCACGCCUGUCUGUCCGUACUGAGCACCAGCUGGACAAAGGUGUCUCCGGAUGUGUCUCGGGCACCGCGAGGAGCAGCAAACGUCAUCAUUCAGUGCAACAAAAAGCAGUCCGGUGACAAAGUGAGUGCCGGAUGCAGAGGACUUCUGUGCAGCUGUGACCGAAACUUUUCACUCUGCUUGGGAAGAAGUCAUUAUGACGACCGACAUUACUCAGUCAACGUGCAGGAGAAAUGUAAGACUACAGCUCCCUAAACACGAGCCGUCUGCGCCGAGAACGACAGGAGAAUUCAUCUCAAGUUCUGUACAUUUUACUCGUGCCAGAUAUGCAUGUAUGUGCAGGCUUGGAGGUCGUUGGUUGGGAAAAAUCGUGACUUUCUUUUUUAAAGUACAGCAGAAUUCAAGAUACACGAGACCACGGACCAAGCAGAUUUGACUUCAACUGUACUUUUCUCUACUUGAAUAUCAAAAUGUAUGUAUUCAACCUCUACUUGGAGAGUAAUCUAGCACAUAGUAAUGUAUCCAAGGACAUUGAUGACAAUGAACUAUGAAGAUAUCAGCAAUGAUGGAAAGUAAAACGAAAGACACAAGCUUAAGAUCUAAUAGAUGUCGCCUUGAAAGUGUUGACUGUAAUGAAGAUUCUAUACUCACAAAGGAUGCGCUAUUGUCAUAGAAAUCCUUUAGUCCUUGCAAAAACCAAGGAGUAAAAACAAAGCAUAUGUGUUA
Molecule: messenger RNA, 1193 nt
Organism: Branchiostoma floridae (Florida lancelet)
Lineage: Eukaryota; Metazoa; Chordata; Leptocardii; Amphioxiformes; Branchiostomatidae
Product: basic phospholipase A2 PA-11-like
Exons: 4
Coding region: 99-722 (207 amino acids)
Biological process (GO): phospholipid metabolic process; arachidonate secretion; lipid catabolic process
Molecular function (GO): A2-type glycerophospholipase activity; calcium ion binding
Source: RefSeq, a predicted model, not a curated record